Oncorhynchus nerka (sockeye salmon) is the source of this 2000-nucleotide messenger RNA. RefSeq names its product NLR family CARD domain-containing protein 3-like. The record is from RefSeq and is a predicted model, not a curated record. The transcript has 4 exons. The coding region runs from base 179 to 1885 and encodes 568 amino acids. Gene Ontology annotation, molecular function: protein binding. NCBI's taxonomy places the organism in Eukaryota, Metazoa, Chordata, Actinopteri, Salmoniformes, Salmonidae. Gene Ontology annotation, biological process: intracellular signal transduction.
GAUAACUACCCGACCUGCAGCAGCCAAUAAGAUCCCUUCAGUGUGUGUUGACCAGGUGACAGAGGUACGAGGGUUCAAUGACCCACAGAAGGAGAAGUACUUCAGGAAGAGAUUCAGUGAUGAGGACCUGGCCAGCAGAAUCAUCUCACACAUAAAGACAUCAAGGAGCCUCCACAUCAUGUGCCACAUUCCAGUCUUCUGUUGGAUUUCUGCAACAGUCCUUGAACACAUGCUGGAACAUAAGAGAGAAGAGAUGCCCAAGACUCUGACUGAGAUGUACACACACCUUGUGGAGUUUCAUACCAAACAGAAGAAUGAAAAGUAUCUUGGGAAAGAAGGGACAGGUCCACACUGGGAUAAAGAGAGCAUUCUGUCACUGGGAAAACUGGCUUUUCAACAGCUUGUGAAGGGAAAUCUGAUUUUCUAUGAAGAAGACCUGAAAGAGGCUGGCAUUGGUGUCAAUGAAGCCUCAGUGUACUCAGGAUUGUGCACACAGCUCUUUAAAGAGGAAUGUGGGCUGUACCAGGACAAGGUGUACUGCUUUGUUCAUCUGAGCAUUCAGGAGUUUCUGGCUGCUGUAUAUGUGUUCCUCUCAUUCAUCAACAACAAUGAGAAUCUAAUGGAAAAACUGCAAACAAACGAAAAGCCUGAAGUUACUUUCUACAAGAGUGCUGUGGAUAAAGCCUUACAAAGUGAGACAGGAAACCUGGACCUUUUCCUCCGCUUCCUUCUGGGCCUCUCACUGGAGUCCAAUCAGAAGCACUUACAAGGUCUAGUGACAAAGUCAAGAAGCAGCUCACAGAGCCAUGAAGAAACAGUCGAGUACAUCAAGAAGAAGAUCAGGGAGAAUCCCUCUCCAGAAAGGUGCAUCAAUCUGUUCCACUGUCUGAAUGAACUGAAUGACCAUUCUCUAGUGGAGGAGAUCCAAAGCUACCUGAGAUCAGGAAGUCUCUCAGAACCCAACCUGUCACCUGCACAGUGGUCAGCUCUGGUCUUUGUGUUGCUGACUUCAGAAAAGGAGCUGGAUGUGUUUGACCUGAAGAAAUACUCCAGAUCAGAGGAAGGUCUUCUGAGGCUGCUGCCAGUGGUCAAAGCCUCCAGAGCUGUUCUGCUGUCAGGCUGUCUAGUCACAGAGGAAGGCUGUGCUUCUCUGGUCUCAGCUCUGAGGUCAAACCCCUCACACCUGAGAGAGCUGGACCUGAGCUACAAUCACCCAGGAGACUCAGGAGUCAGACUGCUCUCUGUUAGACUGGAGGAUCCACACUGCAGACUGGAGAAACUCAAUGUGGAACAUGGUGGAGAGGACAGAAUGAAACCUGGACUUAGAAAAUAUGUCUGUGAUCUCACACUGGACCUAAACACAGUAUACCGACUCCUCUCUCUCUCUGAGGAGAACAGAAAAGUGACACUGAGGUCAGAGGAGCAGCCGUAUCCUGAUGACCCAGAGAGAUUUGAGAACUAUGAACAGGUGCUGUGUAGAGAGGGUCUGACUGGGCGCUGUUACUGGGAGGUAGAGUGGAGUGGGAGAAGGGUUGAUAUAGGAAUGACAUAUAAAGGAAUCAGCAGGAAAGGAAGGGCUAAUGACUUUUGUCUUGGAUACAAUGACACGUCCUGGACUCUUUUCUGCUAUGACAACAGUUACAUUGCCAUUCACAAUAAUUAUCCCAUUGCCAUAGACGUCCGCCCCUCCAGCUUCCACAGAGUAGGAGUGUAUCUGGACUGGCCAGCCGGCACUUUGUCCUUCUACAGAGUCUCCUCUGACACACUGACCCACCUGUACACAUUCACCUCCACAUUCACUGAGCCCCUCUAUCCAGGGUUUAGGGUUUGGUAUGAAGACUCCUCAGUGUCCCUGUGUCAAACACAACAUGAUGUUUCACUCUAAUCAUGGUCAUGUUUAGUAAGACACACUGGAGCAGCAAUGUAGAAUAUCUCUCUAGUGUGUAAACCUCUCUAUCCAGGGUGUUUGGUAUGAAUAUCUCUCUAGUGUGUAAACCUCU